AUGGCAGCCGGGGUGGCCAGCUACAUACUCGUCUCAUUCCAAAGUGGCAGGCAAAAAGCGGUGCCUGCAGCGCUGUACUGCAGCCUGGGAGCAGGGGGUCUGCACUGGCUGUCUCAGCGGUACAACUGGGGUGCACUCACAAGGCGGACCCUCGUGCGAAUGGACUUAUUGGACGACGAAGAGGUGAAGAGGGAGUUGGAGCAGCCGAAGCUGCCCUACUCAACAGUCAGAAAGGAGGACCUGGGAUGGAGGAGGCAUCUGCCCAUCAGGAAACUGACAGAGGAGGAAUGGGAGCAGUAUCAGGCAGUCAGGAAGCAGCGAUUCAAGGACAGGCACUCCGGGGGCAUCGCAGGCAUUUUGGAGGAGCAGCAGCAAGGCCGGUCAUUGGAUGACACUCAGCAGCGGUAA
Molecule: messenger RNA, 408 nt
Organism: Coccomyxa subellipsoidea C-169
Lineage: Eukaryota; Viridiplantae; Chlorophyta; Trebouxiophyceae; Coccomyxaceae
Exons: 4
Coding region: 1-408 (135 amino acids)
Source: RefSeq, a predicted model, not a curated record